This is a messenger RNA of Pieris brassicae (large cabbage white), 656 nucleotides long. It is a transcript of the gene RpL18A, whose product is annotated as 60S ribosomal protein L18a. The coding region runs from base 88 to 621 and encodes 177 amino acids. Gene Ontology annotation, molecular function: structural constituent of ribosome. NCBI's taxonomy places the organism in Eukaryota, Metazoa, Arthropoda, Insecta, Lepidoptera, Pieridae. Gene Ontology annotation, cellular component: cytosolic large ribosomal subunit; ribosome. The record is from RefSeq and is a predicted model, not a curated record. The transcript is spliced from 4 exons. Gene Ontology annotation, biological process: translation.
UAGAAUAGAACAAAGACAAUGCCGCCAUCUUCCUUUUAUGAAUGUUCCGUUUCCGUUGACAGUUCUUUUUAGCUAAAAUCACCGAAAAUGAAAGCUAAAGGCGAGUUGAAGGAAUAUGAAGUCAUUGGCCGUAAGUUGCCAUCGGACAGUGAGCCGAAGCCACCACUGUAUAAAAUGAGAAUCUUCUCGCCAGACCAAAUUGUAGCUAAGUCACGAUUUUGGUACUUUUUAAGGCAACUGAAGAAGUUCAAAAAAACAACUGGAGAAAUCGUUUCCAUCCGGGAAAUUCCAGAGAAAAGCCCUAUCAAAAUAAAAAACUUUGGUAUAUGGCUACGUUAUGAGUCUCGCUCUGGCGUACACAACAUGUACAGGGAGUACCGUGACUUAUCCGUUGGGGGAGCAGUGACACAGUGCUACCGUGACAUGGGAGCUAGACAUAGAGCUCGGGCACACUCUAUUCAGAUCAUCAAAGUGGAGGUCAUCAAGGCAGCUGCCUGCCGCAGACCUCAAGUGAAGCAAUUCCACAACAGCCGUAUCAGGUUCCCGCUCCCAAAGCGUGUGCACCAGUACAAGCGACUCAACACCUUUGCUUACAAGAGGCCCAGCACCUACUUCUUGUAAUUUAACAUUAGAAUAAAUAUCACUUGAUGUGGCAA